Lichtheimia ornata is the source of this 810-nucleotide messenger RNA. RefSeq lists its product as uncharacterized. Gene Ontology annotation, molecular function: threonine-type endopeptidase activity. The record is from RefSeq and is a predicted model, not a curated record. The transcript is spliced from 6 exons. The coding region runs from base 1 to 810 and encodes 269 amino acids. Gene Ontology annotation, cellular component: proteasome core complex. NCBI's taxonomy places the organism in Eukaryota, Fungi, Mucoromycota, Mucoromycetes, Mucorales, Lichtheimiaceae.
AUGGCCACCAAAUACAGUUUGCCCAAGGGAGGCUUCAGUUUUGAAAACUACGCAAGAAAUAAGGCAUUGGAAACUAAGGGUGUGCGACCCCCCAAGGCAACCAGCACUGGUACAACGAUCGUUGGUGUCCUCUUCAAGGAUGGUCUUUGUCUCGGUGCUGACACGAGAGCAACUGAAGGUCCCAUCGUGGCUGACAAGAACUGCGAAAAGAUUCACUACAUUGCACCCAACAUUUAUUGCUGUGGUGCAGGCACAGCUGCUGAUACCGAAGCUACCACCAACUUGAUCAGCUCCCAGAUUGAAUUACACAGCCUUUCCACUGGAAGAAAGCCACGUGUCGUUACUGCCAUGACCAUGUUGAAGCAAAUGUUGUUCAGAUACCAAGGACACAUUGGUGCUGCAUUGGUGUUGGGUGGUUUUGAUGCUACUGGUCCUCAUUUAUAUACGGUCUAUCCUCACGGCAGCACCGAUAAGCUUCCCUACGUCACUAUGGGCUCGGGUUCGUUGGCUGCAAUGAGUGUCUUUGAGAGCAGGUGGAAGGCUGAUAUGACGCGUGAGGAAGCUAUUGAACUCGUCAAGGAUGCUAUUGAAGCCGGUAUUUUCAAUGAUCUCGGUUCCGGUUCCAAUGUGGAUGUGUGUGUCAUUGAAAAGGACAAGACCGAUUACUUGCGAAACUAUGCACGACCCAAUGAGCGUGGCAUCAAGGAGCAGAGCUACAAAUACCCCAGAGGAACUACUGCUGUAUUGAAACAAUCCAUCACCAACUUUGUUGAUGUAUCAGAGGGCGAUGCUAUGGAUCUGUCAAUGUAA